UGGUGGCGCUGCCGUCGAGGCUAUGACUGGGUAACCAGUGUGCGCAUGUCACUUCGUAAGGACGAUCUCUUUCUGUCGUGGCAUCUAGAGAUAUAAUUUAAAGAAUAUCACAGAAAAAGAAAUUUCAUCAUGGGUAAAGAGAAGGUACAUAUUAACAUCGUCGUUAUCGGACACGUAGAUUCCGGUAAAUCAACCACCACCGGACAUUUGAUCUACAAAUGUGGUGGUAUCGACAAACGUACCAUUGAGAAGUUCGAGAAGGAAGCCCAGGAAAUGGGCAAGGGUUCCUUCAAGUACGCGUGGGUUUUGGACAAACUGAAGGCUGAACGUGAACGUGGUAUUACUAUUGACAUCGCCCUUUGGAAGUUCGAGACCUCUAAAUACUACGUCACAAUCAUUGACGCACCUGGGCACAGAGAUUUCAUCAAGAACAUGAUCACUGGUACUUCGCAAGCUGAUUGCGCAGUAUUGAUAGUAGCUGCUGGUACGGGAGAGUUUGAAGCUGGUAUUUCAAAGAACGGACAAACUCGUGAGCAUGCUCUGCUUGCUUUCACCCUUGGUGUUAAGCAACUUAUUGUUGGAGUUAACAAAAUGGAUUCAACCGAACCACCUUACUCCGAGGCCCGUUAUGAAGAAAUUAAAAAGGAAGUUUCUUCUUACAUUAAGAAAAUUGGUUACAAUCCAGCAACAGUUGCUUUUGUACCAAUCUCUGGCUGGCAUGGGGACAACAUGUUAGAAGUAUCCAGCAAGAUGCCCUGGUUCAAGGGAUGGACCGUUGAACGUAAAGAAGGAAAGGGUGAAGGUAAAUGCCUCAUCGAAGCUCUUGACGCUAUUCUUCCACCAACCAGGCCAACAGACAAAGCUCUCCGCCUUCCACUUCAGGAUGUGUACAAGAUCGGUGGUAUCGGUACGGUACCAGUCGGUCGUGUUGAAACUGGUGUAUUGAAACCAGGUAUGGUAGUAACGUUUGCUCCGGCUGGUCUUACUACUGAAGUCAAGUCCGUUGAAAUGCAUCACGAAGCUUUACCAGAAGCUGUUCCUGGUGACAACGUUGGUUUCAACGUUAAGAACGUAUCGGUCAAGGAAUUGCGUCGUGGUUUCGUCGCUGGCGAUUCGAAAAAUAACCCACCAAAAGGAGCAGCCGAUUUUACUGCUCAGGUAAUCGUAUUGAAUCAUCCAGGACAAAUCAGCAAUGGUUAUACUCCUGUAUUGGAUUGCCAUACUGCCCAUAUCGCGUGCAAGUUUGCCGAGAUAAAAGAGAAGUGCGACCGUCGUACUGGCAAAACCACCGAGGAGAAUCCAAAAUCCAUCAAAUCGGGAGACGCAGCAAUAGUGAAUCUUGUGCCGAGCAAGCCAAUGUGCGUGGAGGCAUUCCAAGAGUUCCCUCCGCUUGGACGUUUCGCAGUACGUGACAUGCGUCAAACAGUGGCAGUCGGUGUAAUCAAGGCUGUCAAUUUCAAAGACACGACGGGUGGAAAAGUCACCAAGGCCGCCGAGAAGGCCCAGAAAAAGAAAUAACUAGUUUCCGUAUGCAUGUAUCGCCGGAUGGGCUCCGGCCUCUUGUAGCUGAGGUAGUUGCUCCUCUUUCUUCAUGCCUUUCGUAUAAGAGGAAGUUUUUAUGCUCGACGUCAACGUUAACAACAACAUCAACAUCUACUACUACAACAACAGUAAUCAAGGCAUUUCCUAUGAAAUUGCAUUCCGUUAAGAAAAAUAACGAGAGCAGAAUCAACAAAGGGUCGCGACGUUACGGGUUCUCCAAAUCUUCUAACGUCCAGAUUGUUAAAACUUUCUCGCGUUUCUUUGGUAUUCGUAACUUUCGUUUAUCAAAGCGUUCGCUUCGUCAUUUCUUCCAUCGUAAAGAAUUUCGUAGGAAAGGCUACGAGUAUAAAUUAAUUAUAUGAUAUAUAUAAAUAUAUAUAUACGCUACGAACAUUAUUAAUAUCGAUUAAUAAUAAUAAUAAUAAUAUUAAUAAUAAUAAUAAUAAUAAAAAAACAUUAACAACUAAAGCGCGCACUUCCUUAACUUGUACGAUUUACAUGAAUCUAAGAGGAAGUCCAAACUACGUAAGGCUAUCUCGCGAUAACGAGUUUCUUUGGGGGAAAAAAAAAACAACAACAACAUGAAAAACAAUAACAAAAAACACAUCAAGAGAAAAUUCAUAAUUUAGCUCGGCUUAAUUAUAUUUUCUAAUUAUUAUUAUUAUACGGAAAUAAUAAAAUCCUAUAUCUGUGA
Messenger RNA from Polistes canadensis, 2236 nucleotides. RefSeq names its product elongation factor 1-alpha (gene EF1a-F2). Bases 130 to 1518 code for a protein of 462 amino acids. Gene Ontology annotation, biological process: translation; translational elongation. The transcript is spliced from 5 exons. The record is from RefSeq and is a predicted model, not a curated record. Gene Ontology annotation, molecular function: translation elongation factor activity; GTP binding; GTPase activity. NCBI's taxonomy places the organism in Eukaryota, Metazoa, Arthropoda, Insecta, Hymenoptera, Vespidae.